AUGCAGCCAUGCCCCACCGCGGACCCGGUAUCCACCCUGUACAGAUGGGCUCCCUACUGCUAUCACAGCGGCUUCCAGCUGGCCAAACACCAGGCUGACAACAUGACGUGCAGCUUCUACACUGAUCUUGUCAACUGCAUCACUCUGGUGACCAACUACAACGGCUUCAACUGCAGUGUCGAUGACAUCAUCAUGAUGUAUCAGCAGAAUACUAGCAUGUUUGACCUCACCGACUUGAACCAUACAGCUUGUACAGUGCCUCCUCUGGAGCUCCGCGAUACCAUGAAGCAUUCAGUGUGUGCUGAUGAAGUGGUGAGAGACUACGUCUUCAAGUAUGGCUGCAGGAACUUCAGCAAGGAAAACAUCAAAUACGUCACAACGACCAACUUCUGCAGGAAGGUGGCUUCAACCACAGACUGCAUACAGACCAUGAUGGCCUCGUUCGGGGCUACCUGUUCCAGAGAGGAGGCUGGACGUAUGCUGAAAAGGAUCCCACGUCUCGAGUACCUCGGAUGUGUGGACGAGUGCCACAAAAACUAUAAGCCAGACUACAAGAGCUCCUGCUCUGCCUAUUCUCCCUUGACCCAGGAGCUGUCCUUGUGUUCAGACAAGGCCGACAUGAUCCGUGGGUCCUCCUCCCAAUAUGACCAGUGCAGCACCUACUGGCCGAUGCUGGUCCGUUGUAUACAGAAGAGGCUGUAUGAGGGUGGGGCUGUCUGCGACGGUUACGGCAUUGUGGGAAGACUCCGCAACGACUCGAAACUUCUGACAGAAAAGAGACUUGAGAGCCUGUACAAUUGUCAUGAGUUGAAGUUCCCCUCAGUGUGUGAAGAAAAGGAUGUAAUCACCAUGGCAGUAGAUGCUUGCAAUGUUGACAUGAAGAAGUGUGGACAAGAAGAGAUGGUGACUCAGUGCGUACAGUCCCAGCUCGGCAACAAGACUUACCCUGUCUACUGUUCAUGGUCACAACUCCGCAGCAAUGUGCUCUUUGUGCUGGGCGAGAGGGGACACAGACAGUGCUCAGAAGGUGACCUGAGACUGAAUGGCAGUCGAUUCGAAAUACUGAAGGAUGGUAGAUGGGAAGGCUUCUGCUAUGGACAGAAUUGGACGGACUCUGCUGCAGGAGUUGUGUGUCGACAGCUGGGCUACAAGUAUGGUCUUGCUGAUAGAGGCUACAGGAGUGACAGUGUACCAAUCAGUAUGAGUGUCACCUGCAAGGGUGAUGAGGAGAGGUUUUCUGAGUGUCAUGUUGAGAAGAUCAAGGCAUACUGUGAAGGAGAAGCUCAUGUCAGAUGCCUCGAGGAAAGAACCCAUUUAGAGAUUACAGGCAAUAGGUCUGGCUGGGUCGUGGCUGUGCGUGGAGGAAAGGUUGGCUUGAUCUGUGACCAGUACGGUUGGGGGGACUCCGAAGCCUCUGUGGCAUGCAGAAGUCUGGGUUUUGCCAGCGGGGAGAUAUUCCAGGAUGGGGCACCCCGGCCUCUGCCUCAUGCAUCUGCCUUCCAGGCCAGCUUAAAUUGCAAAGGCAAUGAGAACAGCCUGGACUCCUGCUUACAAAGUGCUACGUGGCAAGGGGACCUGGUGGACGUUUCUGGACUCAACCAGAACUACUAUUACGGACCAUGUUACAUGUACAAUAUGGCCACUGCGUACUGUCAUGAUAAACUGAGACUUCACAGGAAAUAUGGCAACUCUACUGGAAUUGUGUUGAUGAAAAAUGCAACUUCAACAUACGCCAUCUCCAAUGAUGGAUUUGAUGACAAGGCUGCCAGUGUUGUGUGCAGACAGUUAGGGUUCGAGAAAGGUGGUAUCUCCCUUGGCUUCAAUCCUUUUUCAAGUUACUACACCAUUCACAGUUUAGCUAACUUGACAUGCAACGGAGAUGAGGCUGAUCUGAUGGAGUGUGAGCACAACGGGACAUACUACAGUUAUUCAUCAACACCGCCUGCGGUAGUCAAGUGUACAACAGACCAGGAGGAAGUGCCAGACAUGGAGAUGAAGGUCAGCAAUGACGGUCGUGUCAUGGUUUCACGUUACGGAAUAUUUGGAACAAUCUGCAAUGAUGGAUGGACCAACAAGGAAGCUGAGACAGUCUGCUCCACCAUGGGCUAUGAUGCUGGUUAUGCUAAGAGACUGUAUGGCCAAGGGUCCGAGGUUCCGAAAUGGCUGUACAAUGUGACAUGUGCUGAUGGAGAUAAGUCUCUCCUUGAAUGUAACUCUUCCAAGAUGACAGGUAGCUACAGCUGCUACUACGAUGCUGGAGUCUAUUGCUUUAACAGAUCAGAAGUUCCAACCUACUCUCUGACAAAUGGACACUAUGGCUAUGUGAUGGCAACUCUCAAGAAUGAGAAGGGCAUUGCCUGCAGCAACUACUUGAGCAGCUCCAAAGCUCUUGUCAUAUGCCGCAGCCUCGGCUACUACACCGGAGAGCCCUACACUGACCCCUUAGCUAUUCCUGAGACCACCACUGCUUGGUAUGCCAGUUCGAUGUACUGUUCAGGAGACGAGGCUUCUCUGGAUGUCUGUAUGCAGGCUAACUGGACAAAGCAGGACAUCAGUGGGAAACAGAACUCGUCGGACAUGUAUUAUACGUCAAAUUGCCGGAAUAAUCUGUUCAGAGUAUUCUGUUAUGGAAGGGUGAGGCUUCACACAAAGUUCUUCAACAAGACAGGGGUCCUGCAAGUUGCGUCCAGUGAAGUUAAAGAAUCCUACAGAACUUUCUGUGCCGACAACUUCACAGAUGCUGCUGCUCAAGUUGCAUGCCAGGAACUGGGUCUGGCCAAGAGCGGCAUUGUACUUCCUGCAGGGACUUAUGGGAACAUGUAUGCAAGCAUCGGGUGGGACAAUGUCACCUGUGAUGGAACUGAAUCCUCCAUUCUUAACUGCAGCAAACCUUCUUCAUCGUAUUCUUGUUAUACGAGCUAUGCAUCAAUCCUGUGUGAUGACAAGCCAGAUACAGAGGCACCUAUCACAGAAAUCAAGGUUUCGGAAGAUGGUCGAGUCCUUGUGAAGAGACACGGCUACUGGGGAACAGUGUGCGGCAGUGGAUGGACUGAAACAGAUGCCAAUGUUGUCUGCCAGGCUCUGGGUUAUGAUGCAGGCUUUAACCAGACAAAAUACAGGUCGCAGUCAGACCCUCAGUGGCUUGGCCAAGUCAACUGUACAGGGUCGGAGAAGUCGCUGACGGACUGUAAGGCUGGUGAUGGGAAAUGCUGGAGUAGCAGCAAAGUUGCGGCUGUGAAGUGUUACAACACCAGCGACUUGGCUAAGUAUACUUUCCACCCCCAAGCCGGCUCCCCGAACACUGGUUUUGUGAUGGUGAACUUCAUGGGUCUGUCGUACCCGUUGUGUGACUGGCAGUACGUGUCCGAACAGGAUGUCAACACUUUGUGUCGAUAUUUCGGUUUCCCUGCUGGAAAGAAAGUGGAUGCCCAGCAUCACAACCAGUCCAGCUAUGACUAUGCAUGGGCGACAGACUUUGACUGCAGCAGUGAAGAUCAGGACCCUAAUGCAUGCUCCGGGAACUGGACAGUCUCAAGUACAGACUAUUACAGACGUUGUUACAGCAACCUUGUCAAAUUGUCCUGUGCAAAAGAAGUCUCCCUCUACCCAGACUCUAGCAGUAGCGGGCCACUGGUUGUGUAUUUCGGCAAGAGCAGCUACAAGGUGUGUGCCGAGAACUUCACCAACAUCGCUGCUGAUGUUGCUUGUCGGGAAAUGGGCUUCAAGGGUGGUUCCAUGAUAUCGUCAGUGGCGUACAAACAUCCAAGCUACUCCUAUGGCAUGACAGACGUGAACUGUACAGGCACUGAGAGGUCCAUCAAGGAGUGUAGCAGUCGGACGCAUCCCGAGUAUAUCUACUGCAGCAGUCAGCAAUUUGUUUCUUUGAAGUGUUACCAUGGUGAUGGCCCAGAUGGAAGCAACGGCACAACAGGAGGUGAUAUGGCUGUGAAACUGAGGGGCAUAAACAACGUGGUUGUCAUCCAGAAAGACAACAUCUGGUUCAGCCUCUGCGGUAACAACUGGAGCGACAAGGAGGCAUCGGUCGUGUGCCGAAACAUGGGCUACAAAGAGGGCCUGGCAAGCCAGUCCCACGCCAGCUCCGACAUGCCCAUCUCGAAGUACAGGUUCAACUGCACAGGAUCAGAGUCGAGUCUUUCCGGCUGUUCCUACUGGACCAGUCCUCCGGAUCAAAGGAUUUGCUACCAAUCUGCUGUAGCUACAUGUCUCAAUAAACGAAUUGGAUUUUCAAUCCAAGGAGGCAUCGAUGCCAAAUCUGGCUGGGUAUUGGCUGUUGAUGGGGACCAAUCUGGCCUCAUCUGUGACUAUGAUGGAUGGAGCGAUGAAGACGCAGCUAAAGUGUGUCAGUCUCAGGGAUACACAUCGGGAGAGAAACUACCAGCACCACCGGAGAAGAAACCUACAGACAGCAUUCUGAUGGCCACGUUUCAGUGCAGUGGCUCCGAGACCGAUAUCAACGCCUGCAGCAGAAAGCAACCAAAUCAGACCUAUUUCUUCUUCAGAUCGGAAAAUUACACUGCUUGCAAUUCUUGGACUGUUGCAACAGCCAGUUGUUACGGACGAGUUCGACUGCAACCAUUCUUCAACUCGUCCCUCGGCGUGGUCCUCAUUAGUGACAACAAGGAGAGCUACAGCAUAUGCACCGAAGGCUUCGAUGACAAAGCUGCUAAUGUUGUGUGUCAGGAAGUUGGGUUUCCAAACGGUGGCAGCACCCUGGGCUACAACCCCUUCAUCCACAGCUCCUACAGCAUGGGCUUUGGCAGUGUCACGUGUUCAGGAAGUGAGAAAGCUCUAGAAUCUUGUGUCAUGUCAGAGAAGUACAAUUACAAAUGUCCAUCGGGUGUACCUGCUGUUGUGAAGUGCGACACUGGCAAAGAUGAAGUAACAGACUGGAAAAUACGUACUGAGGAAAACAAGGUGCUGGUGUCAAGGUUUGGAGUGUUUGGUGAAGUCUGCUCUGAUGGAUUCAAUGAUGUCGCUGCAGUAUUAGUGUGCAAAUCACUUGGCUUCGACUCUGGUGCACCAAGGAAGGUUUACAGCAGUGCAGCUCAUUUACCCGUGUGGAUGUUUAAUGUGUCUUGUUCCGAAACCGACACAGACUUGAAGUCCUGCAGCCAUGAUGACAGGGUGCAUUCUGGGAGCUACUGUAACAAUGUUGCUGGCGUCUUCUGCCACAACAAAGGAGACCUGACAACGUACUCCAUUGAAGGCGGAAAAACAAAGAAUUAUGGCUACCUGAUCGGAGAAUACAAAGGUUUGAAAGCCACAGUGUGCUCCCCUAUAUGGUCAUCUACCAGUGCCAACGUUGUAUGUAAGGAGCUGGGGUUUGCCGCUGGGCAGGCCUACUAUGGAGAGACCGACAAACCAGGGAUCCAGGAUGUUAUCGCUGGCCACAUCGACUGUGACAGACGAGCAACACUUCUGGACAUGUGUCGUACUAAAGACUGGGAGAUUUUCAAGGUUGGUGACAACUCAUCGGCAAACUACUCCUGCUCACAAGGACCAGUCAAGGUCUUCUGUUACCCUGAAUUACGCUUGCAUACAGGCUUCUUCAACAAGACUGGUAUCGUACAAGUCCCAGUUGAUAAUGAAUGGUCAGCUGUUUGUUCGGAUGGGUUUGAUGACAAGGCAGCCAGCGUCGUGUGUCGGCAGCUAGGACUGUCAUCUAGUGGAGUAGCCGAACAGCUGGCUUUCAAUGGCUACUAUGCUGGCAUGUUCUCUCGGGGAAAUGUGUCGUGCACAGGGACCGAGUCGUCACUUCUCAUCUGCAGUAAAGAAAUAUCCCGAUAUGCCUGCGCAUCUGGCAGACCAGCAACUGUGGUGUGUACGGACUCCACUGAUGCAUCAAUAAAGGUCAUUGGUCAUGAUAAAAGAGGUCUGGUAAAAGUCACCAAGUAUGGCAUUAAUGGAACCGUCUGUUCCUCCGGCUGGGAUGACGUGGAUGCCAGUGUGUACUGCACGGAGCAGGGGUACGAGGCCGGGUUCAACAACAGCCAGUAUUCUUAUGGGGACCAGCCCCAGUGGAUCUCUAGUGUCGAGUGUACUGGGUCCGAGAAGUCCCUGCUGGAUUGUCCCUUCGCCACAAAUGUUUACACAGACAAUUGCGAGAGGGAUGCCACUGUUUUCUGCUACAAUAAAGGAGACCUUGCCCAAUACACACUGACCAAGCAGCCAGAAGGACAGGCCCAAGUUGGACAGGUCGAGGCCACUAGAAAUGGAGCUACCUAUCCCGUAUGUGCCCCGGGUUAUUUUGCCAACACUGAUGCCUCCAUUAUGUGCAGGAGUUUAGAUGAAGGGUUUGUUGGUGGACAGAGAUACGAUGGGAACAUGACAAUGUCUGGCAGUGCUGACACCUACUGGUCAGUCUCCAUGACCUGUAGCGGGCAGGAGAAGCUAGCCGACAUCUGCAUCACUGAUUGGAGCAUCAUAUCAUCAAAGGAAAACAGAUCUUGUCAACCCGCCCAGGUUGAAUGUUACCGUGAGGUGCGCCUGUACCCCAACAGCUUGGAUUCUGUUGGCACCCUGGUGGUCAGGAAUGACAAUGGCUGGAGCGCUGUCUGCAUGGAUGGGUUUACAGAAACCUCAGCCAUGGUUGCAUGUAUUGAGAUGGGAUACGCUGGCGGGACAGUACUAACAUCAAGCUACCCUGCGGCAGGAUACUCCAAGUCAUUAAAAAAUGUCAGGUGCACCGGGUCAGAGAAGUCCUUGAAACACUGCCCCGAGAAGUGACAGAUUCCUCAUGCAAGGAUAACAGAGAGGCGGCAGUGUCUUGUUACAGGAAAGGCAGUGAACCAG
Haliotis rubra (blacklip abalone) is the source of this 6813-nucleotide messenger RNA. RefSeq names its product scavenger receptor cysteine-rich type 1 protein M160-like. Gene Ontology annotation, cellular component: membrane. The transcript has 26 exons. The record is from RefSeq and is a predicted model, not a curated record. Bases 1 to 6747 code for a protein of 2248 amino acids. NCBI's taxonomy places the organism in Eukaryota, Metazoa, Mollusca, Gastropoda, Lepetellida, Haliotidae.